This is a messenger RNA of Symbiodinium sp. CCMP2592, 10215 nucleotides long. Lineage: Eukaryota; Dinophyceae; Suessiales; Symbiodiniaceae. The record is from the annotation of a GenBank genome assembly.
AUGCCUGGAUUCAUGAUGGAAUUGCUUCGUCAGCAGAGAGAGAUGAUGGCAAUGAACCAGCAGCUCGUUGCGACGAUGCUCCGGAGAAUGGAUCUGGAGGAAGAGAGAAGGAACAAAGCGGAAGAGAAAGUUCACGAGGCAGCUGAAGCGGCCAAGCAGGCAGCAGAGGCAGCUAAGACUCGGGACCCCUUCCAGCCGAGCACUGCUCCCGCGAGCAGUUCUGCCGCGAGUUCGGCAGUCUCCCCGGCAGUUCCUUCUCCCUCUGGGUACUCUGGUGCUGGAGGCCGUGCAGAGAAGUAUCUGCCGAACCUUCCGGUGAUAGACCAUCAAGGCAUGGGGAAAGGGCGCAUGAAGGAGGUAGAGACUUGGCACUCCUUUAUGGAGACGCUGAGUUCCUGGCUUGCCCUGCAGGAAGAAGCGUUUGUUCGGGAACUGCAGCUUUGUAUCCCUGUUAAGAAGGAGAUUGUGCAAGCUGACUUGAAUCCCGAGACUGCAGCGCGUAGCUCCAAGCUGUUCUACUACUUGACGCAGUCCCUCGCCAAGUGGGAGCGGGGAAGCGAGCUCUUGAGGUCCUGCUCGAAGAGGCAGGGGCAGAGCGCCUGCGGCUACGAGGUGAUUAGAACGAUUACCUCUCAGUACUCCAUCGUGUCGCGGAUGGAAGCUGUCUUCGUGAGAGAACAGGCUUUGAAGUUGUACCAGCACGUUGGGCAUCUGAAGAGGCCCACCGACUUGAUUCGACAUCUUGAGGAUUCGUUUUCGAAGUCUGAAGCGAAGCUGAGCAACUUUCCGGAGCUUCUGUUGUCUGAGGCUGACCGCUGCUCUGUCCUUUUGCAGAGCUUGGGUGCAGAAGUGCGUCAGUACGUGGUACUGCACGGGUCCAGCUCGAACUGGGAAGCUCUUCGAAGGACGCUGACUUACUACGAGGAGCAGCUGCGACUGUGUGAGGCCCCUGGGUCUUCGGGCCGAGCCUUGCAGGAGAAGCUUUGCGACUACUGCGGGAAGAAGGGCCGAGUCGGGAGGAAGCGCCACAGUGAUGGCGAUGAGGUUUUCCUGUCCUGGGCGUGGUUCUUCGGAGCCCUCUUCUUCGGAUUUCGUGUUGUCAAGAAGUACGACCGAACGGCCAAUCUGUUCAACGCCUCGGGUGGUGCGAUCGUCGUUUCGGGGGUUGUCGACCUUGAGGUUCAUUUUGGAGAUGUUUUCCUGAGGUUGGAAGAGGUCUUGGUGGCGGAUGUUGGGUUCAACGUUGUUUCGCCUUGGACCGGGUCGGAACGGGGCUGGAAAACCUAUCUAGCCAAAUCGGGAUCACGAUUGUACAAAGGAAACGGAAAGAAGAGCAUCAAGCUGAUGGGCGCCUCGCGCGCCUGGUGGGCUCUGAGCGGGAGGUCCAAGGGCCGGGGGAAAGAGAAUUCUUCCAGACGCCCCCCGAAAGGGAUCGAGGACAUGGAGAUAGAUGCCUUUAAGGACCGCGACCUGCUAGGAUCGAGCAAGGAGUCCACCGCAGGACCCCAGAAGCCUGGAGAAGGAAUCCUGAAGAAAGGAAGAAAGACUUCGGAAGAAGACGAGUCUGGCAGCCACGCUUUGGCUGUUCCAGAUUCGCAGUAUUCUGAGAGCGAUGCUGAUGGUAGCAUUGCAGCUGGAAGCAGCGGCAUGAGGCUAGGAAGCAACUGCGUGAAACAGUGGCAUGUUGGCAUGCUUGGCUUGAUUUUGCAAACGCUGAUGUUGCCGAAUGUUUGCGCUAGCACUGCGCACGAUUCAUCUGCAGCCGUUUUUCUCUUUGUUGAAGAGAGGUUCUCCUGGGAAACCGCCUACUCCACCGGCUUUGGAGAGCCCCUCUUUCGAACUACCGGGGGUCGAGCCGCCGGGUGGGGGACCAUUGUCGCCGGUGGCGGUCUAUCCGUCGCCAGUGGUGACGGAAGCAGUGGAGAGCCCGUUGCAGGCGGAUUCUACAGAUGGCUCUUCGACGGCAAAGGCUGCUGGAAGCCCUGUGGAGGAGAAUGCUGCAAGGAGUCCGCCGAAGGCGGAUAUUGCAGAGAGCCCUUUGUUCUCAGAGGAGAGCGAAGGGGAGGAGAGUUGGGGCACCAGUGGCCGAAUCCUUCGAAGCGCCUGCGCGCUGGGGGUCCUUCAGAGGUCGAGGGGCCUACGCCACCGCGGGUUGGAAUCCCGGCGAAUAUCUCGCCGGGCUCGCUGAGCCCUCCGUUUGGUGCUGUUCAGAUGGAUGUGGGAACCCAACUCCUCCUGAGGGCGUUGAGGCUGGAGGCUGGCCGCAGAUGGGAGCAUGCGGAAACGCUGGGUCUUGCAAAGGUCUCGGUCGACUCUACCGAGCCUAUUCCGUUGCUCUCGCACUUGGCGGGAAUUCCAGCGAAUAUGAACGAUGCCUACGAUGCCCCAUCCCUGGCGUUCUGUGCGCCAGGACACGCCUUGAGAGCACUUUGCUCUCCGGCGGCGACGAUGCUUGGUCCGAUAGGCCUGCCCGACCUAGAGCAUCCAGCUGCUUGGCUACCUGCCACUCCAGUGAUUCCUGUGACAGCGGCCUAUCCAGAGGAACCAGUGAGGGUUUCGAGGCCGAAGAUGGUGGAAUCGGAAGCCCAAUGUAUCAUUGGGCAGCAGGAAUGGGAGGUUCGGUUGGGACGUUGCCUAGAGGGCAAGAGCCUGGCAGAGUACGGGCUUCAUAUGGUGGACGUGGAGUUCGCUGUCAGGGUUACCGAACUUCUGGAGGCUCCACGGGCCGCUCGGGCAGCGUGGAAACGAAGGUUCCAGGAACCCAACCCUGUGUCUAUGUUACGUCGAGCUGUUUUGCAAACCUAUUUGGCUACGCCUGCUGGAUACAAGGGACUGGUGGGAGGACGUUCGAGUCUGCUCGUAAAGGUGCCCCAGUCGGUCACCUCGCUCGAGCUCAAAACGGCUUGGGCGUACCUAGACUCGGGCAUAUAUCUCCGUGUUGCCCGAUACUACCGGCGAAAACGAGAGGAGGAGCGCCUCCACGAGGCCCGGGAAUCCAUGCGAGCGGCAAGGGCCAAAUCGGCAGCGAUCCCUCAGGGCGGUGUUGUGGACACCACCUCUUCGAGCUCCGACGAGGAGUCCUUGCUCCUUGGAGAAGGAGAAGUCACAGCGCUGAACAGGGCCCAGGGCCAAGAAGAUUUAUCCGACAUCGCCAUAUGGCGCACGUUGGAAGAACUUACAGGCCAGAGGCUGUCCCAAUUGGAUGGCUAUGUUGGGGCCGACGAGGGAAAUCAGCCCAAUCAGCCCGCCGAGGCGGGACAGCCGGCACCGCCGAGCCCGGCUUCCUCAAUGCCACCUGGAGAACUGGUGGCUACUGCAUUCAAUCUCCCGAGGGUCUCAGCACCUACUCUUCCGGAGGGAAUGCAAAGGGAGGACUAUCAAAAGCACGGCGUGAACAUCCCGCCGUCGGUUCCAAAAAGAUCUCGGCUACCAACGCCUCCGAGAGCUCUGAGUGCGUCUGCGAGUGGUUCUGCCACCGGACAGACUGCCCAGGUGAGGCAAGCCCUCGAAGAGGGCCAGAGGCUUUUGGAGAGGAAGCUGCAGAGAGAGAACCAGACCAUAGGUCUUGAUUUCUUCUAUUUCGGAAAACUGAGGGUACUCUUGAUGAUGCACCUCGGUUCUAAGUAUACUGUCUCUCUUCCUGCGAUGCACCUCGAUGACCCUGACCUGCUCCACAACAUCAACCGUGUGAUUCGCGAAAUGGGAUUAGUCGGUAAAGCGGUUACAUUUCGGAUGGACCAAGAAGCGGCUCUUGGAGCCCUUGCCGAGAAACUCACCAAGUGCGAUAGCAGCCCUGCCAGCGCAACUUUGAUUGACGUGGUUCCGGGCUACAGGCCCCAGUCGAAGGGAUCGAUUGAGCGGCAGGUUGAAACUAUGAAGCAGGGUUUCUGGUCUGUUUGGCUGGACCUGGAGAAAGAGGUUGCUAAGGUGAAGCAGGAAACGGAAGCCGUUGAGCUUGGGAAGUAUCGGUUACCUUUGGGAGGUUUGCUUUGGCAAGCCUGUGUUUUCUAUGUUGCUAGGUGCUAUAACCUCUGGUGUACCAGCGUCGGGGAUUCGAGCACUAGCAUAGAUCGACUGCAUGAGGAGAUUGUGAACCGGACUCGGACGAGACCGUUCGGGUGUCUGGUUCAAGCCCAGGUCAGUAAGUCCAAGGCGCACCAUGAUAAGUUCAGGGGCGCCCGGACCGUGAAAGCGGUUUAUCUGGGACCGGUGCACGCCAAAGGUGGCGGCAUCUUUGCCGUCCCUAUCGGAAGCAGGGAAAUAGAUAUAUUCCCCGUCGCCAGAAUGAUUCAGGGAGGUGACAUCUACGAUGCCAAGACCCUGGAAGAGCUAUCUUUAGCUAAGCCUCUUCUGCAGGACACUGAGGACCCCGAGAGGCCCAUACUGUUUGAUCCGUUGGAGGCUCCUGGUGAUGAUGCUCCUGAUGAGGGGGCUGGUGUGGGAAUGGAUGAAGAUGGUGAUGAAGAGAUGAUUGAAGAUGAGCUUGCUGACUAUUCUCCUUCGGAAGCGCCUGAGAACCAGGAGGUUGUGAACGAUGAGGGGGAUAUGGAAAUAGACUGGCUCACGAAUCACUAUCUUGAGUCCCUGUUUCGAGGGCCUGACCUGCGAGCCACCUCCACUGCAGUUGCAAAGUCGUUUGAUUUGAAGUUUGGGGGUACGAAGAUACGGUGUGCUGUUCCUCAGAACGCUGUGUCUGAGACUUCGGGAGAGAAGCUAGAACCUGAUCUUCUUUACGCAUCAAUGAAGCUUGAGUUGGAAGAGUUGGAAUCCUUCAAGGUUGGGGAAGUGAUCCCUGAGCGCGAAGCUCGCCGUCUUGCUAAGGAAAACGGCAGGCGAGUCUUGACUAGCAGGUGGGUCAACACGGUCAAGAAGAAGGGAUUGUAUAGAUCUAGGCUAGUCGUGCGGGAUUAUGCCUCUAUGGGAGGCACCACCUUGAGUGAGGGAAUCUACUCUCCUACUACUUCAUUGGAGGGUCUGAGAUUGCUUCUGUCAAUGCUCUGCCGACGUGGCAGUGUGUUGUCCUGCGAUGUCUCGGUAGCGUUCAUGCAUGCUCCCGUAGCGAGGGCAGAAUUCGUAGAGUUGCCGAAUAAUGUGAGCACCCAGGGGACUGGGGAACGAGUUUUCGUCAAAUUGCGUAAAGCGAUGAACGGAUUGCGGUCUGCUCCAUUAUCUUGGUAUUGCGAGUUGGCUGAAUACUUGCGCUCUCAGAACUUCGAAGCAAGUUUGGACCCCACUAUAUUCCGUCGUCUUACGAGGAAGGGUUUGACGAUUGUGUUGUUUUAUGUGGAUGACUUGCUGAUCUAUAGCGAAGAUGAAGCUGAGGGGCGCCGGUUCUACGAGGAGUUGCGUAAAAGAUAUAAACUGAAACUUACGGGCGAGUUGAUUCAAGAUUGCCCCGGGGAAGUCUCGUUUCUCGGUCGGCGGAUCUUUCGCCGUAAGAAAGGGGAACGUACGGUGUAUUUCGGGCUAGACGAACAGUACCUGAGUUCCUGUUGCGAGGAGUACGGAAUCACCAAACCUGCACCAAAGCUCCCUUCCCUUGAACGCCGCUAUGCUGAGUUACUGAAGAAAGGCCAGACUGAGCUGAUCAGUCCAGCUGCUCACGAGAGGUACAGAAGGACUCUGGGCCGUUUGGCCUGGGCGGCUCUGUCACGACCAGACCUGCAGUUUGUGUGUGGGUUUCUGGGCCGCCACCAAGCAGCUCCUGACGAGGCUGCCGAGACCUGUAUGAGGGAUGUCCUUCGUUGGGUCAAGGGUCUUCCGCACAAGGUCCAGAGGUUUCCGAGUAAGAGGGAGAUCUUGGAAGAUGAUGCGGCAUUACACCGUCUGUGGCUGCGGAUCGUGGGUGUGGACGGACCAAAGCAGGGAACGACGCAGGAUCCGCAAUGGGGUCCGUCUGUGAGAGUGUGGAGGUCUCCCGCUGCUGCACAGCAGCCCGAGUCCAAGACGCCGAGACCCCCGCGCCAGAACCAAGCGCAGAGGGCAUUGACAACCAUCUGGGAAUCCUUGCCUGAGCACGCGCGCCAGCAGAUUGAGGAGGCGGGGUGGAGACCUAAGAUCCCUCAGCCCCCGCCAGGCCUAUUCAGGCAAACCAAAGGAGGUGCAGGCAAAGGCAAGGGUGCAGUUGGAACAGCGGAAGUCCGGGAUGAGGCUGCUCAGGCUGAGGCUGCUCGGUCCCUGUUUGCCUCGGUGAGCGAAGAGCAGCGUGAGCUUCUAUGUAAGCUUGGCAUCCAAGAGCCCGAGGUGCAGCCUCCGGACCUUGCUUCAUUGUGUAAGCAACACAUCCGUGCCUUGCCAGCUGACAUCCAGAAGCUGCUGGAAGACCCUCCUGAGCGGCCACCCACGCCUCAGGAGGUCAUGAGCGAAACAAGUAAAAAAUUUAAAAUUGCCACUGCAGAAUUGAGAGACCUUAUUUUCCGCAAAGCUGCCUUGCAAGUGCGUCUUGAUAAGCAUAAAGAGCUGUACUCCACCAUGUUGUCAGACAUGAAGUCCAUCAAUGAAUCCUUGGAGGAGCGACAAAAGCUGGUGGCUACCUUGCAAGGGGAAUUGCAAUCCUCGGUUGCUGGGGUCCCGGCCCCUGACGCUUUGCCUGAGGCAGCAGAGGCUCUUGCCAAGCAGGUUGAGGCCAUGGAUGUUGAUCAGCUUGACGACUACCGGCAGCGCCUUGUUGAAGCCAUUGAUGAAGCUGUAAAGCGCAGGCGCGUGGAUGCACCGGCGCAGAAGGCAGCGCCGACAAGCCCUCCUCCAGCUGGGCCAAGCCAGCAGGAGGCCGCUAAGGAGGAUGACAGGGAGAAGGGCAAAACCAGGAGUCAGGUCGAGGCGAGGCUCUUGAAUCCCAGCCUCUGGAAAAGCUUUUGGUUGCUUGCCGCGUGCGCAGUGGCGUAUGGACACCGGCCGAGCGCAGUCGUGGGUGCGCAGGAUUUGUACCUCUUGUGGCAAUCAAGCCGAAUCGCCCGGUGUCCCCGCAACAUCCGGAUGUCUCUGCAGAUCCAACUGGGUGCCAGGACGGAUUUUGCCAGAGUUGAAAAGCAGCUUCUUGAUGCAGUUGAGAUCAUUGAGGAUAAUUUUGAUGAGACCUCCUUGGAAUGGUGGGCAGGAAAACAACAGGGAGUCCGCGGCGGUUUGGUCACCAUCUCGGCGUCUCAUUACAAUGUUUUCCAGUCUUUUGAGUUCCUGGCUGAAGGCUGUGGUUUUCUUGUUGAUCAGUUUCGCUUGAAAGGGUGGACUUUGGCUGUCAUCAACCUCUACCUGCAGUCUGGUUGCUCUUUGCAGGCCGAGCCCAAUUGCACCAUCGUUGCAACUUUGCUUGCCACGGUCCGGAGUCUAGCAGUGCCGUGGAUUGUUAUGGGUGAUUUUAAUUUGCCGAUUGAGGAAAUGCAGGCCACCUCCAUCCCAACCGAGGCUAGAGGCUUGUUGUUGUCCCCAGGCGGACCAACGACUGACCAUGGUGCCUGCCUUGACUAUGCCUUGAUUUGCCAUUCCUUAUCGGGUUGUUUUAAGCCGAGCCUUGACUGGGCAGCACCUUUUCGCCCACAUGCUCUUGUUGAAUUUUCGCUGGCAGCUGAUUGCACCACUGCUGUUCCGCAGCUGCCCCGCUUCAGACAACUUGAAGUUGCACACCAACCUUUCAGCCAGUCUGCCUCCCGAUGUCAGGUCGUGUGGGAGGGCAGCCAGCAAAUUUCUGAGAUCACUAGUGUGUUCGCGAGCUGGUCCCGAGAUGCAGCCGCGUCUUGUGGGAUUUUAGAUGGCUUUCCUGGCAGUUCUUUUGUGAUUCAGGUCAAGCCGCUGGUGGCUCCGUCUGCCCCACACCGACUGUGGAAAGGGCAUGCUGAAUCCUUCUGGGAUCGCAUCGUUGCGUGGUCCAAACAUUUUCGGGCCCUCCAGAGCAAGCCUUUAACACACCCGGAGGAUUUCUUAGCUCAGGCUGACACUCAUUGGGCUGAUGUUGGCAACAUGCCCCUUCACCAAUGGAAGGCCCAAGCCUUUGGCAUGCUCAAUGGGUGUGAACCGGAUGACGCCUGGGUUGCGGCCACGUCUCGCCAGCAGCGCCAUGCUCGAAAGUUGCAUCUUUCUGACAAAAGUGCGGACUAUCAGUCUUGGCUUCAGUCCUCCAUGAAAGCUGGCAUGCGGCCCCUCUUCAGAGCACUCAGCAAUCCAGAAGCCAAGGUCGAGAGGCCCUUUCUUGAUAGUCCGUUGGAAUUUCGGCCUUUCCUUAGGCUGGAGUUCUGGAGUAAACUGUGGAAGGCGCAACCGUCGCCUUUACCGGAGCUCGAUUCAAAGCUUCAGCACGUGGCCCGGGAACACGCGGCACAGCUUCCACCCUUGAGCCUUGAGCAAAUCAAGCAAAGGAUCCGCAAGCUCAGCAACAAAGCUGGGGGAGCCGAUGGUUGGAGUUACGCACAGUUCAAGGUUCUGCCGGAUGAGGCGCUAGCCCUGCUUCAUAAUUUUCCGCCGCUUUGUGCCGACACCGCCCUGAAAGUUUACAGAGGAGCCAGAUACAUCAUUUCGGACAGUGUUGUCUCGCCCAGAUGCUUCGGGGCAUCCGGCCUCAUGGCCGGAUGCCCCUAUGCGCCAGCAAUUGCAAAACUGGCACUGUUUCCGAGCCUUUCCUCAUUGCACAAGAGCAAGCUGGCUGACAAUAUCACGGCUUGGUUGGACGAUGUCAGUGUCGAUACUGAAGGCGCUCAAGCAGAGAAGACGGCACACCGUGCUGCUCAAUCCUACAACUUGUUGAAGCAUGCCUUGCAGCGGGAUGGACUCCACAUGUCCAUCGCAAAAACGAUUACAGUUGCAAAGGCUCGUCAAGCAAAGGGCCAGGCCAGAGCAGGACGUCAGCGAACGCUCAAAGUUCCCUCCUUGUCCCACAAGUGGAGGCUGUACAAAGGAGGUAUUUUCGCCUCUGCUGCAUGGGGCCAUCAAGCUCAGGGAAUUUCUCCGAAGCGAUUGAAAUGGUUGCGAGGGUGUGCUGCGCAGCAGCUGCAGCGACACAAACUUGGCAGCCUUGAUCUGCUUUUCGAUUUGCGCUGCAAGUUUGAGGACCCUCUCAUCACCAUCUUGACACAACACUUUGCCACGAUUACUAAGGUUUUUCUUCGAUGGCCAGGGACCCUGUGGGGACAGCUCAAAACUUCCUGGAGCAGCACGUGGAGCCGACUCAAGGCUUCACCCCAUCCGUGGAAAUGCGUCUCUGGACCGAUGGCGGCCGCACAGGCCUAUCUGAUGCAACUUGAGAUCGAUGGGCAAAGUCUUGAGCAUUGGACUUGGGAUGAUGAGGAUUUCACCUGCGAUUGGAAGGAGCCUGGCAUGCCCGUGUUGCUGCCUUUGUGGAUGACCCUCUCCUUGCUGAAGGUGUCGAUUGGGCCAGCCAUAGGGCCAGAAUCCGACGUGAAGCCAAAGCCAAACGCACCACGAAGUGGCUACAUGCUUUGUGGCAAGGAGCAGUGCUUCAUAACCAAAAUGGAGGCACUCAGCAAUGCCCGCUAUGCCAUUGUGAUGCCUCGUGGUCGCAUGUGCUCCUUGAGUGCAGAUACUGGUCUGGGCGCCACCGCGAUCCACCUGAGCAUUGGGCUGAGCUCAAGCAAAAGUCUAUGGGCGACUACCAGCAAGCUUAGUGCAUCGACUUAUGUGUUCAGCACAGACGCCUCUGGCGGGCCGGAUAGUGUUGACACCCGCCUGCGCAUCGUUGCCUUUGCCCUGCUGGCCCUUCAAAAGGAGGGUGACGAGCUCACCUGCGUUGCCUCCAUCACCGGGUUUCUUCCCGUCGGCUCGUCGGUUGCAGAAGGCGAAACACAUGCGCUGCAGCUCCUCGCUGAGAAUGUCGACGGUUUUGCUGAUGUCACCUGUGACUGUCAAACGGCCAUUAAGAACUCCCAGAGACUUGAUAAUCUUGAUUGUCAUUGGGUUCGGUCACACCAGUCAGCUGCUGCUUUUGAAAAGGAGUUUGGGGCAGACCAGCUAUGGCGCAUGAAGGCCAAUUCUUUAGCUGAUGAUAAGUGUGGUAAGCUGGCUGCAACCCUUGUUGAUAUCAACUUUAAAAAUGAUGUGCAGGAGUUGGACCGUCUUGCUCAGCAGAUCUCGACCUUUCUUGCUGAACGUGUGGAGCUUUUGUUGACUUCCAAAAAAGUUGAAGCUGACACCAGCCGUUCCAUUGCGGAGUCCUUUAAAGCCAAGGAGCAGGAGGAUACCUCCAAGCAGACCCGCCUGUCCUUUCGGUGA